GUGCGUCACUCUUAGGGGCUCUCACAGGGGUGUUGGUGGCCCCAGGGAACCUGGCAAAGGUGGCGGCGCUCCCAGGGGCCCUACCUGGGGCGGUGGCGCACCCAGGGUCCUUCCCAGGUGUGGUGGCCCCAGAGGGUCCCUCCCAGGGGCACCGGUGCCCCCAGGGGACCUCUCAGGUGUGGUUGCGCCACCAGGCGCCGGCCAAGGGGUAACGUCGACCCCAGGGGACCGCCAAGGGGUAACAUCACCCAGAGGGGACCGCCAAGGGGUAAUGUCGCCCACAGGGGCUCUUCUUAGGGGCAUCGAUGCCCCCAGGGGCUUUCGUCAGGCCGCCGGCCAAGGGGUAACGUCGCCCCCAGGGGACCGCCAACGGGUAACAUCACCCAGAGGGGACCGCCAAGGGGUAAUGUCGCCCACAGGGGCUCUUCUUUGGGGCAUCGAUGCCCCCAGGGGCUCUCGUCAGGGGUCCCUCUCAGGGGCACCGGUGGCCCCAGAAGGCCUCUCAGGUGUUGUGGCGCCCACAGGAGCCCGCCAAGGGCUAACGUCGCCCCCAGGGGAACGCCAAAGGGUAACGUUGACCCCAGUCGCUCUUCUGUGUCAGCUAUGCCUCCAGGGGCUCUCCUCAGGGUCACCGGUGCCCCCAGGCGAUCUCUUAGGUAUGGUGGCGCCCCCAGGGACCCGCCAAGGGGUAACAUCGCCCCCAGGAGCUCUUCUUAGGGGCAGAGCGAUGCCCCCAGGGUCUCCCCUCACGGUCAGCCGUGCCUCCAGGGGUCCUUCCAGAGCAGGUGGCGCCCCAAGGGGCAGCGGGGCCCGCCAAGGGCUAAUGUCGCCCCCAGGAGACCGCCAAGGGGUAACGUCGCCCCCAGUGGCUCUUCUUUGGGGCAGUGAUGGCCCCAGGGGCUCUCCUCAGGGUGCGUCGCUCUUAGGGGCUCUGACAGGGGUGUCGAUGCCCUCAGGGUCCCUGGCAAGGGUGGCGGCGCUCCCAGGGGCCCUACCUGGGGCGGUGACGCACCCAGGGGCCUUCUCAGGUGCGGUGGCGCCCACAAUGUCCCUCCCAGAGGCACCGGUGCCCCCAAGGGACCUCUCAGGUGCGUCGCUCUUAGGGGCUCUGAUAGGGGUGUCGAUGCCCUCAGGGUCCCUGGCAAGGGUGGCGGCGCUCCCAGGGGCCCUACCUGGGGCGGUGACGCACCCAGGGGCCUUCUCAGGUGCGGUGGCGCCCACAAUGUCCCUCCCAGAGGCACCGGUGCCCCCAAGGGACCUCUCAGGUGUGGUAGCGCCCCCAGGCGUCGGCCAAGGGGUAACGUCGCCCCAUGGGGCCCGCCAAGAGGUGCAUCGAUCUUGGGGCUCUCCCAAGGGUGUCGGCGACCCCAGGGGCCCUGACAAGGGUGGCGGCAAUCCCAGGAGCCCUGCCAGGGGCGGUGGCGCACCCAGGGGCCUUCCCAGGUGCGGUGGCGACCACAGGUUCCCUUGCAAGGGCACCGGAGCCCCCAGGGGACCUCUCAGGGGCUCUUCUUUGCUGCAGCAAUGCCCCCAGGGGCUCUCCUCAGGGGCACUGGUGCCCCCAGGGGAGCUCUCAAGUGUGGUGGCGCGCCCAUGGGCACGCCAAGGGGUAGCAUCGCCCCCAGGGGCUCUUCUUAUGGGCAGCGAUGCCCCUAGGGGCUCCCUUCAGGGGGCCCGCCAAGGGCUAACGUCACCCCCAGGGGACCGCCAAAGGGUAACGUCGCCCCCAAUCGCUCUUCUGUGGUCAGCUAUGCCUCCAGGGGCUCUCCUCAGGGUCACCGGUGCCCCCAGGCGAUCUCUUAGGUGCGUCACUCUUAGGGGCUCUCACAGGGGUGUUGGUGGCCCCAGGGAACCUGGCAAAGGUGGCGGCGCUCCCAAGGGCCCUACCUGGGGCGGUGGCGCACCCAGGGUCCUUCCCAGGUGUGGUGGCCCCAGAGGGUCCCUCCCAGGGGCACCGGUGCCCCCAGGGGACCUCUCAGGUGUGGUUGCGCCACCAGGCGCCGGCCAAGGGGUAACGUCGCCCCCAGGGGACCGCCAAGGGGUAACAUCACCCAGAGGGGACCGCCAAGGGGUAAUGUCGCCCACAGGGGCUCUUCUUAGGGGCAUCGAUGCCCCCAGGGGCUUUCGUCAGGGUUAG
Homarus americanus (American lobster) is the source of this 2137-nucleotide messenger RNA. Its product is annotated as collagen alpha-1(I) chain-like. The record is from RefSeq and is a predicted model, not a curated record. The transcript is spliced from 10 exons. NCBI's taxonomy places the organism in Eukaryota, Metazoa, Arthropoda, Malacostraca, Decapoda, Nephropidae. The annotation marks the transcript as partial.